AUGUGUCAGGCGAGAUCAAAAAGAUUCGGGGGGCGCGCAAUGGUAUGCACGCGUGCGGAACAGGGAGGGGAUCUUCACUAUCUUUUGGCCCCCUACCCAGGCCGCUCCGCGUCUGCUCUUGGGCCGCUGGCUGGCUACACCAGCACAACCAGACACUGCACAGCCGCUCAGCACACCCAUACCCCACGCCUCCCCUCUUCACAACAACGCACACGGUUUGGUCCAGGGCAGCUCCUAACCCCAACCCAACCAAGAGAGACAAUGGUGAAGGCUCGCGGAAGGUGGGUGUUUGUCGGCGAUUCCAAGCCGGCGGCAGCAAAGAAGUCUCCGGCUGCAAAGAAGCCGCCGGCAGCAAAGAAACCUCCGGCUGCGAAGAAAUCGCCGGCUGCGAAGAAAUCACCGGCUGCGAAGAAAUCGCCGGCUGCGAAGAAAUCGCCGGCUGCGAAGAAAUCGCCGGCUGCGAAGAAAUCACCGGCUGCGAAGAAAUCGCGGGCUGCGAAGAAAUCACCGGCAGCUGCUACUACUGCGAAGAAAAAACCUGCUGCUGCUGCUGCCGCCAAGAAGAAGCCGGCCGUCGCCAAAAAGAAGCCGGCGGCGAAAAAGAAGGCAGCCGGGGGGAGCUGGGGUUGGGGCAGGCCAAUGACCAAGGCGCAGCGGAUGGAGAUGAUGUUCCCAGAGUACUGCGACGAGAUGUACUUCGGAUCCGACGGUCCCUCGCCCCCAAAAGGAAGAGCAGCCACCAAGGCUGCAGGUGCUGGAGAGAGUUCUGCAGGGGCGUCGACGGCAGCCGGGGGCUCCGACAAGACGGAAGGAGAAGGCGACGGCCGAAAGACCGCCACCGCUAGGGAGGGGGAGAAAGACGAGGACAUUUGCAAGGCCUGUGGAAAAGCAAAUGCCUCCACCUUCUCUGAUUGUGAUAACCCGAUAGACUGGAACUGCGACGGCUGCGGGGGCGGGUUCCACGAGGAGUGCGAGCCGCCCAACUCUCACCGCCGCGACCUGUGCGAGGACGCGAGGUCAGCGCAAUCAGACUGCUGCGCGACAACCGCUUACUGUUACUGUUAUUUUUAUCGGUGGCACCUGCUUGUCAAGCUCGUGUGUCGACUAACCCUAGGCUAA
Messenger RNA from Ectocarpus siliculosus, 1119 nucleotides. The record is from the annotation of a GenBank genome assembly. NCBI's taxonomy places the organism in Eukaryota, Phaeophyceae, Ectocarpales, Ectocarpaceae.